UUUGAAAACUGUUGUGUUAAUUCAAGAUAUCGAGAUGUUUUAAAUACAAUCCAGCAUAAUAAACACGCAAUGGAGCCAAAAGAGCCUAUGAUUUCAUAUAAAUAUUUUCAAGGACAUCAGUGUCACUUGUCUUCAGAUAAGCUUUCCUGUUACAGCUCAAAACAUGGACGUUUUCGAAAAUUCCUACUCGAUGCUAUUACCGUAAAUCCUGAUGAUGUUAGAGCUCAGUUAAUUUUCAGGUCAUAUGCAGCGUUUAAUGCUGAGAAACAUCGCCAGUACACGUGUAAUCCCGCAUCAAUACAUCCGUACAGUAAACUUCGAAUUUGGCUGGAAACUGGAUUUGUAUUGUCCAUGUUGGCUUCCAAUACAUUGGUCGCAGUGCAUUAUAGUAAAUUUGAUCCCGAUGAAAAGGAUUAUCAGCAUUAUAUGUUGUACAGUCUUGAUUUUUUGUACUUUCUGAACAUUUUCGCUAAUUUCUUCACGGGAUACAUAGAAGGCCACACUCAGAAGUACGUAGUAUUGGAUUUGAAAAUGAUAGCCUUCAAAUACGCAAGAAGUUGGAUGUGCAUCGAUUUGUUUUCGUCGUCUUAUUUCUUUCCUGGACUCGUUGAAAGAGAUCACAAAAUUCACGAUGUCAUCAUGGAAUCAUUGAAGAUUUUAAGACUGCCAGUACUCUUGGUCUAUACGAACAACGUCAUGACAGUUUUGAGAGCUGGGAUUUUUAAGAAAACAAUCGUUGAAAUCUUAAUUUUGAUGUGGUCAUUUUUGACAUGGAACAUAUACUUUCAAUUUGCAAACGAAUACCUGAUCGAAGGAACAUUCGGGCCGACAAAUCCAAGGAACUGUUCGUGGAUGACCGUGGGGAACCUGUGGAAUGCAACAUCAGAAAUACGCUUUACUUUCGCACUGAACAGAGCUGUUGGUAUGCUGAGAACAAAUUCUAAUUUGCACAUUAUUGAACAAAUUGACCUCUGCUCUCAGUCUUUUUACAUUGUGUCGUGGCUUAUUGCGAAGUUGUUAAUAUACCAUAGCUGUUUAAAGUACAUAGUUUCACUAUUCGGAUCGGAGUCGGCGAGCGCUAGAUACUACAUAAUGACAAAACAGGUGGUUAAUUACAUGAACCAAAGGAAAUUCCCGCCGAGAAUUAAAAAGAAGAUAAUUAAGUUCUACAAUAUUCGAUUUCAAUCAAACUUUCUGAUGGAAUCACGAAUGAUAGAUUGCGUUUCGGGUCAGCUUCGCGAAGACAUAAUUAUGCACACCGGACGACAAUUGGUGAGGGAGGUCGAGUUCCUAAAACAGUUGCCCAGACCUUUGUUGGUGCAAAUAGGUUUUAAGUUGCAUGUCGUGAUAUUUAUCGCUGGAGAUAUUAUUUUCAAGAUAAACUCUGUUGGCGAUUGUGUUUAUUUCAUCGACAAGGGUACAGUGGCUAUAUACUCAGAAUCCGGUAAAGAGGUAUGUCAUUUGGAAGAUGGAGACUUCUUUGGGGCCAUCUCUUUGAUAUUGCGUCGUUUCCGAUUGACUACGGCCGUUGCGGUCACAAACUGCGAACUGUUCAGAUUGAGCAAAGAAGACUUCUAUAGUACGAUGGCCUGCUAUCCCACCGUUUAUGAGAGUAUUAAGAAACGUGCCAUAAAUAGGUACGAAGAGACAUGCGUGCUCGACGAACACCACAAGUCUGAGAUGAGGAUGAAUGAGAAUUGACUUUCCUCAAGCUCGUAAUUGUCGCUGUCAAAUUUUAGCCCUUUUGAACGCAAACCGUCGAUAGAUCGACUCUCUAUAAGUGCUUAUAAAGUGCGGAGCGUUGGAAUACGGACUAUUGUGCAAUUUGAUUGUAGGUAUUAGAUAUCACAACCUAUACGGACGUUUCUUAGCGCGUGCAUAUAUAACCCUUUUUAAUAAAUUAAUAACAUUUAUAAAUAACAAUUUAAAAUUAUUUUGUCGUAAAUUUAGAUUUUGAUUUGUCGUAUUUAUUCGUAUUCCGUAUUUGAAGUUGUCGUGGCCUAAGAGAUAAGACGUCCGGUGCGUUCGUGUUGAGCGAUGCACCUGUGUUCGAAUCUCAGGCGGCUACAAAAUUUUCUAAUGAAUUACGUACUCAACAAAUGUUCACGAUUGACUUCAACGGUGAAGGAAUAACAUCGUGUAAUAAAAGUGAAACCCGCAAAAUUAUAAUUUGCGUAAUUACUGGUGGUAGGACGUCUUGUGAGUCCGCGCGGGUAGGUACCACCGCCCUGCCUAUUUCUGCCGUGAAGCAGUAAUGCGUUUCGGUUUGAAGGGUGGGGCAGCCGUUGUAACUAUGCUGAGAUCUUAGAACUUAUAUCUCAAGGUGGGUGGCGCAUUUACGGUGUAGAUGUCCAGUAACCGCGUAACACCAGGUGGGCUGUGAGCUCGUCCACCCUCCUAAGCAAUAAAAAAAAUAAUUAGAAUCAUAAAAUCAAUAGUAGCAGUAUAAUUUUACUUCAACAUUAUUUUAAUGUAUACAAUUAAACGUUAUCUUUUGAGUAGGUAGGCAUUAUAUCGAAAAUAAAACGCAAUUGUGAAAAUAUCUUUUUAUUUAUUUUAAAACCAGCCACCGUACAAGCGGAAUAUUGUUUGAAAAAAUAGAAAUACUGAUCGUGAUUUGACUUUUUUUCUUUUAACAAUACAUCGAUUUUUGCCUUCGAUCUGUUAUAUUUUUAACUUUUUAAUAAAAUAUUUUGUUCGUUCAUGUCAUACGUACGUUUCGAUAUUUAAAAAAAAAACAAUAACUUUUCAUUUCAUCUUAAAAUAUUGUCACACAUUGAAAUGAUUUAUCAUUUGGCAACAUUACAGUUGUAUUUGUAUUAUUAGUUGCAGAUACGAUUUAAAAAAACUGAUCCAAAUCUAAUGCAUUAUCAUACCGUGAAAUUGACUAGGUAACAUGUCAACUUAUGUUAGUACACCGUUACUGUUCUAUACUGUUUCAUCAACAUUUAUUUUAUAUGGUUAUUGAGAAUCAAAGAAAAUACACUAAAUCAAUGAACACAAGAUAUAAAUAUGACGCCAUUACAUUAUAUUGUUUGAUAAAAGCUUACGGUACUUCCCACAUUCCAAGCUUCUUUCAUCACAGCGACGAAAAAUUUAAGUAUAUGGAUUUGAAUAGAAUAAACUAUUGGUAUAACCAGUCUUAUCGAUAUGGUUUUACAGGUUUGACAUGACGGUCUUAAAAAAAAAACAAGUUGCAUAAUCUGUGAAUCAAUGUCACUUUUCGUAUGAUUGUCUACAUAUCCGCCAUUAUUCGGGUGUCAUUCCAAAAAUAUAUAUAUAUCACAUCAAUGUGUGACGUGAACAUGUAUGUAAUUGUAAAUAUAAAUCUGUAGAAAUAUAAUUAUUUAUUUCGCAUUUUUCAUAAGAAUUUUUGUCGAGGUUACAAGGGAAUCGAGAUUGCACUUAUUUAUUAUGCUUCUUAAAAUUUUUGUACCAAGUUGAGUUUUUUUCUUUUUCUAAUUGAUAUAAGGCCUUGGUCUUUUCUUCUUUAAGGCCUUCUCAAGCGUUGUCUCAAACGUACAACGGUAGCAUUUAAGGCUUUUUUUAUUACUAUUAUAUUAUUUAGAAUUAUCCAAUUCUGUAAAAAGACCUUUCGAUGUCAUCAUCGCCGUAUUGAUUUGAUUUUUAUUAAAUUAAUAUUGAUUCUUAUUAAAGCAACAAUCAUGUUUGGUAA
This is a messenger RNA of Bombyx mori (domestic silkworm), 3676 nucleotides long. RefSeq lists its product as uncharacterized. Gene Ontology annotation, cellular component: HCN channel complex. Lineage: Eukaryota; Metazoa; Arthropoda; Insecta; Lepidoptera; Bombycidae. The coding region runs from base 70 to 1701 and encodes 543 amino acids. The record is from RefSeq and is a predicted model, not a curated record. Gene Ontology annotation, biological process: potassium ion transmembrane transport; sodium ion transmembrane transport; regulation of membrane depolarization. The transcript is spliced from 8 exons. Gene Ontology annotation, molecular function: voltage-gated potassium channel activity.